AUGAACAAACUCACCUCCGCGUUUCAAUUACGCAACGGGGGCGUUCAAGAGCGGCAGCGUUCAGAUCUUGACCUGAUCCUGGAGAACUGGUGGAGGAUGAAACAAGGCAAAUGGCUGUUUAAAUACUCACAGAAGCUGAGAACUCACAGUCAAACAACUUGGGAACUGGUGACUGGAUAGAAGAGGUGACCACGAACAGUCAUGGGAUGUGGCGUCACAAAGUCUGACCAGUUCCACAAACAGUCCAGAAAAGCCGUCACAACUUUAAGAGCUGCCGUGCUGAUUCAGAGAUGGUACCGUCAAUAUGUAGCCCGCACAGAGACAAGGCGGAGAUACACCUGGCACAUCUUCCAGUCCAUCGAAUACUCUGGAGAACAGGCUCAGAUAAAGCUUUAUAAUUUCCUCGGCUACCUCAUGGACAAUUUCACACCAUCAAGCAAUGAACGAAAUUUGAUCUCGCACAUCUUCAGAGAGAAUGAGGUUUGUCGGGACGCAGAGUGGGAGAGGUACUUCUGCUACAAGAACAUCGAGGUGCCGGAGAUUUACUCAGGACCUCACCUGACCUUCCCUCUGACGGUGGAGCAGACAGUCGGGCUGGUGGAAGCAUUCAGGAACAAGAAACAGUUGCACUCGCGCUACGUCCUCCAGCUCCUGCUAGAGACGUGGAAACAGCUCCGGAUGUUGCCAAAUAUCAACCGCAUCUCCACCUGCCAGAGCAAAGAAAUCACUAUUUGUGGUGAUUUGCACGGGCAACUGGAAGACCUGUUGCUAAUUUUCUACAAGAAUGGCAUGCCGUGUUUGGAGAAACCCUAUGUAUUUAAUGGAGAUUUUGUAGACCGAGGCAAAGACUCUAUUGAGAUCCUCAUCAUCCUGUUCUCAUUCCUGCUCGUCUAUCCGAGUGACGUCUAUCUCAACAGAGGAAAUCAUGAGGACCACAUAGUCAACCUGAGGUAUGGUUUCACAAAGGAGGUGUUGACUAAAUACAAGAUGCACGGCAAACGGAUCCUGAAGCUGCUGCAGAAGAUUUUCAGCUGGUUGCCAUUGGCAACGGUGAUCGACCAGAAGGUGCUGGUGCUCCAUGGAGGGAUCUCCGACGUCACAGACCUCAGCAUCCUCGCCAGACUGGACAGACACAAUUAUGUUUCAGCACUGAGGCCUCCAAAGAAGAGACACAAGAGUUCUGCGGGGAUGUCCAUCGACUCAGAGAUGGAUGAGGACAUCUUAGCCGCCAACAAGUUAUGCCAGCGUCGGAUCUCCCUUGCAUAUCCCAAAGCCUUUGGAGAACGUGAAAGUUUCCAAAACCGCUCAUUGCAGGACUUCUCUGACCGGAUCAAAGGAAACGCUGUUGAUGAGCUGGAGAGCAGGAUGAGGAAACAGUCUAUUUACAACUCGGGGACCAUAUCAUCGGAAAAAAACAUAACUGCAUCUGUGUCCUCUGACUCUAUCAACAGUGACAAUCCCAAUGACGAGUGGAAACAGGUCCUGGACUUGCUGUGGAGUGACCCGAUGCCGCAGGAUGGCUGCACACCCAACGAGGUGCGAGGCGGUGGUUGCUAUUGGGGCCCCGACAUUACCGAGGACUUUCUGAACAAACACAACCUGCAGCUUAUCAUCCGCUCCCAUGAGUGUAAACAGGACGGUUAUGAGUUCUGCCACAACCGUAAGGUCCUUACUCUGUUCUCUGCCUCCAAUUACUACGACGUGGGAAGUAACAGGGGGGCCUACGUGAAGCUGGGUCCAGAUCUUGUGCCUUAUUUGAUUCAGUAUCAGGCCAGCAGCAUGACCAGAGAGCUCACUGUGAGACAAAGUGUUGGACGAACUGAGCGCUCAGCCCUCAAAGUCCUGCGGGAGCAGCUGUUUGCGCACAAAUCUGACCUCGUCUGUGCCUUCAAAAAGUUCGACAGCGAGAACACAGGUCUUGUAUCUGUGACCGACUGGGCCACUGCAGUGGAGAGUGUGAUGUUCCUCGGUCUGCCCUGGAGGAUGUUGCGCUGUCAGCUGGUCACCUCCAAGAUCAUUGACGGCAUGAUUGACUACAAUGAGUGGUUCAGUGAGCUUAACAUUAAAGGAUCCAACACAGAUCACAUCGACCAGAGUCUACUUGAGACUUUGUAUCGCCACCGCUCCACGCUGGAGACCAUCUUCAGAAUCGUAGACACAGACAACUCAGGCUUUAUCACCAUUGAGGAUUUCCGGCAGACCUGGAAGUUGUUAAGUGUCUACCUAAAGAUGGAAAUCACAGACGAGGCCAUCUCUGACCUGGCUGUCACCAUCGACAGCAAUCAGGAUGGCAGCAUCGACAUCGAUGAGUUCAUGGAGGCCUUCCGCCUCACAGAUAAGAAGAGCCGGCUGGAGCGAGGACGCAGCAUGUUCAUGGGCACGGCCAGCGACCUCACCAAGCUGGAGGGAGACCCAAACAUUUGAGCAGAGAGAGAAAACAGACUGAAAACAGACUGACCUCAGCUCAGACUCCUCGCCAGGCAGACAGGCAGUGGAGGGGAGGGCUGGGAGAUGCAGCCAACGCAAGCUGCUUUAAUGACGCACACUUAGACGUAGGAUGAUGCUGAGCAACAGCCGCGUAGAUCACAGGGGAUUAGGAUGAGUUUAGAGUUCAGGAUAUCUGACAGCCUAUGUUCAUUUCACAUUUUGAAGCUGUUUUAUCCACUGAGGAAGUGUGGGUAAAAUACUGAAUAGUGAAUAGUUUAAAUAGUUAAAGUAUUACAGAUGUAAAAUCCACAAACACAGAAGCAAAAAGGCAUUAUGUUCAGGCUGCAUCAUUAUUCAGAUAAUAAUCAAGGUAACAACACUUUUAACUUUAACUAGACUAGACUUAAAAGAUGUAACACCUGCACACUGACUCCAGAUAUCUUUAAAUGGACAAUGUUUCAACCCCAGCUGGAUUU
Molecule: messenger RNA, 2903 nt
Organism: Larimichthys crocea (large yellow croaker)
Lineage: Eukaryota; Metazoa; Chordata; Actinopteri; Sciaenidae
Gene: ppef2a
Product: protein phosphatase with EF-hand domain 2a
Exons: 19
Coding region: 202-2424 (740 amino acids)
Biological process (GO): detection of stimulus involved in sensory perception; negative regulation of MAPK cascade
Molecular function (GO): Hsp90 protein binding; calcium ion binding; phosphoprotein phosphatase activity
Source: RefSeq, a predicted model, not a curated record